Molecule: messenger RNA, 1854 nt
Organism: Colletotrichum phormii
Lineage: Eukaryota; Fungi; Ascomycota; Sordariomycetes; Glomerellales; Glomerellaceae
Exons: 2
Coding region: 243-1544 (433 amino acids)
Source: RefSeq, a predicted model, not a curated record
CCCAGAGGUGAAUUUUCUACGGGGGUUUCCGCAGGAUCUGAGCUUCUCUCGUGGUUGUCCCGACAACGACGCCCCAAACAUACGGGUCCGUUUACGAUCUCUAUCGCCUUUUCAACCCAUGACAGACUCCAAAGUGAAGGGAUUGAUGACGACAAUACAGCAACACGCAAUAACGAUACACCACGACCAAAGAAGACACCAAAUUCACGACAAAAUCGACGACACCUCUGGCCUUAUGCAAAAUGCUGGCCCUUCGUGACGAGAACGCGGUCAAUGCAGCUCAAGCUGCUCGCCAUGCCCCCGGAAAAGGGCAGCUGGCUCCCAAGACCCCUGGAGCCCGAUACCCAAAGACGCCCUUGAAGAUUCCCCUCAACGACGAGAACGCUGUUGGAGGAGCCAAAUCCGUGCUCGCUGCCAAGUCGAAUACCAACGGAAACAUUCAACUCACGGCAAAGAAGCAGAACCUCAUCACUCCUUCUGAGACACGAGCUCGGGCGCCCCUCGGAAACAAAACCACCAAUGCAAAGGCUAGGGCCACUCAGAACACCGGAGGAAAGGAUGGCGAGAAAACACAGUCGAAGCCUACGACGACGAAGAAGCUGAAGCAGCGGUCUCCCAGCGUCGGCCCUCUCAAGCUCGAAGUCCGUAACGAUCAGGCUGGGCCAGCCGAGGAGCCUGAUGUCGAGUAUGCCCCUCCUACCGUCAAGGAUUUGCCCUACGAGUCGGAUGUCCUCUCCAAUGGAGACUUGACGUUUGAGGGACUCAAGCCCGAGAACAUGUUUAAGGGAUACUAUAACCACUUCUACAACCCCAUGGGCGAGGAUGGCGUCAGACUUCAGGACAGGCAGCAUCAGGAGAGGCUCCAGAAGGCUCUUAAGGAGAGUGACGAGCGUAUCCUCCGAGACAUUCAGGAAAUGGACUGGUCCGUCUCGGACGUUCCGGAGACUUCCGCCAUUUCUCAGCGAAAGGCACCAGCCCCGGCUCCUAACCCGGCCGUCACCAGAAAGGCGGUUGGAGGUGCUCCCAAGUACCCGCCCACGAUCGCUUCUAGAAGAGCCGCCUCUGCUCUGUCAAUGUCCACUGGUAACACUAUCAGACAGAAGAAGGUUGUCGAGCAAAAGCCUACGGUUAGAAGACCAAUCUCUUCUAUACUUCCGCGGACCAGACCCACCAAGCCUGCUGUGGCCCCAAAGUCUUCGGUCGCUGAAAGUGCCAUGGGAGAAGCCGUGUCGAGAAACACGCUGGGCUACACAAAGGGUCGCUCAGCCUCUUCCUUUGUUAGCGGGCGCCCGGCGUCUGCUGCGGCUCGGUCAGUCUCGACAGAUGCGAAAACGACCCUAGCCCCAAAGAUGACCAUGAGACGUGACGCAUCUCCCCAGAAGCAGAGACAGGAGGCCCGAAACGACAGCGAGGAGCUUGGAAAACUCCAGUUCCUAUCCAUCUUUGAUCCCGCUGGGGACGACGAGGAUGACGGCAUCGGCAGCGCGGGUCCACGAAACGAAGAGUUCGAGGACGAUGAGUUUGAGAUGAAGUUGACAUUUUAAUCGGUCAAAUGGGUUGAUGGAUGGCGUUUGGAGAUGAUUACCCUCAUUUGUAAAACAACAGGACGGCCGGGGACUAGGAGGCGUUUGGCUGGCAUCGUUGCCCAAAUGCAACGCCCGGGAGGUCGAACGGGCGAUCAAAGAAUGUGUUCGCGAUCAGGGCUUGCAAUGACUGUAUUUACUUUGUUAGACUCUGUAUGACUUAUUACCCUGCAGGAAUUGUUCAGACCAGGGCGAGGCUUUGUUUCUCGUAGCAAGCCGCAGACGCCUGCAUCUAUUACUUCAGUUCAUUGAUUUGCAUUUUAACUUUCGA